AUGACACAUGAUUGUAUUGUUAUACCUGGAGGUGGUACUGAUUUAAAUGGAUCUCCAUCAGCUUGGAUAUGUGCUCGUCAUGAUCGAGCCAUUAAUAUGCCUUUGUCUGCAUCUUAUUCUUUGGUUUUAAGUCGUGGUACAACACAUCAUCCGCCUGUAAUUGAUAAAAAUUCAUUUCCGAUUGAUGAAGCAGCAGCUAGUGCUACUUAUUUUGCACGUCAGUGUAUUAUAGAACCGAUGGAGCCGCUAUGGCUGGAUGAACCGAUGGAAUUGCAUCGUUUAACUGUUAUUACAAAUGAUUUUCAUAUGACUCAAACAACGCUUAUUUUUGAUUGGAUUUUUUCAUUAUCAACUUCAGCAAUAGAUCGUUGUGAAAAAUGCUCCAUUGAAUAUUUUACGGUUAGCAAUCAAGAUAUGACAGAUGAACAAUUAGUAGCACGUAUUGACAAAGCACAUAGUGCAUGUGAAGAUGUAAAAACAAAAAUACAAAAGAUAAAAAAAUUUUCUCAAAUGGCACAAUUUUUAUUUAUUGAACAUGGAGCAUAUAAAGUAGAAUUUCUUCAUUCACGACGAAGUCAACUUGAUUCGUUGACUGCAUCAACAUAUUAA
Molecule: messenger RNA, 609 nt
Organism: Rotaria socialis
Lineage: Eukaryota; Metazoa; Rotifera; Eurotatoria; Philodinida; Philodinidae
Source: the annotation of a GenBank genome assembly